This is a messenger RNA of Onychostoma macrolepis, 1161 nucleotides long. RefSeq names its product glutathione S-transferase theta-1-like. The transcript has 5 exons. Gene Ontology annotation, cellular component: cytoplasm. The coding region runs from base 181 to 864 and encodes 227 amino acids. Gene Ontology annotation, molecular function: glutathione transferase activity. Gene Ontology annotation, biological process: glutathione metabolic process. The record is from RefSeq and is a predicted model, not a curated record. Lineage: Eukaryota; Metazoa; Chordata; Actinopteri; Cypriniformes; Cyprinidae.
UUAGUGUCCACGUGCCUCAAGACGUUUUUGAUUUUGAUGCGUCUCGCGCUUGUGAGCCACUACCCGCCCGCUGGCCGCUGCAGGAAGAAACCUUUGUGACAGCUUGUGAUUGGACUGUCGAGCAGUGACACUUGUGAAAGCAGGAAUACGUGUUGUUUCUGUCUACAGUUACAGUUGACUAUGGCUGGCGGACAGGCAGUGAAAGCGUACUUGGAUCUCUUGUCGCAGCCAAGCAGGGCUGUACUAAUAUUCCUUAAACACAACAAAAUACCACACACGGUAGAACUCGUUGCGUUACGAAAAGGGCAGCACAAAACACCUGAGUUCACCAAACUCAACCCCAUGCAAAAAGUGCCAGUGUUGGACGACAAUGGAUUUGUGCUUACUGAGAGUGACGCCAUAUUGAAAUAUCUGGUGACAACCUACAAUGCCCCUGAUCACUGGUACCCCAAACUGCCACAGAAGAGAGCCCGAGUGGAUGAGUACACAGCCUGGCAUCAUGGGAACACACGUUUGCACGCUUCCACAGUUUUCCUGCAAGAGGUUAUAUUUCCAAUGAUGGGACAGCCAACAAAUCCUGCAAAGUUUAAAAAGGCGCUGGCAGACCUGGAUAGCACACUGGACAUACUGGAAAACAUGUUUUUGAAGAGACAGGCCUUCCUGUGCGGUGACGACAUCUCACUGGCUGACCUUUUAGCAGUUUGUGAGCUCAUGCAGCCCAUGUGCAGCGGGAGGGAUGUUCUGAAGGACAGACCUAAACUGCAGAGCUGGAGGAGUCGAGUCCAGUCAGCGCUCUCAGACUCCUUUGAUGAAGCUCACUCUGUUGUCUACCAAAUAAGGCAGAAGUUCACAGCUAAACUGUGAAAAAUCAACUCUAUUCAGAGCGGUUCAUUCUGGAAGAUUAUAUGUCACAAAUUAUUCAUUUAAUAUGAAUAACAUGGAAAGGUGUUGUAAUUUACAUCAUGAGAUUAAGGAUGCUUCUGUCUAACAUGGAUAUGCAAUUUGCUCAGUAUCAUGUUUGAUUAAUUAUAUGGUUUGAAAAGAGGCAUAUAUCCAUAUAAGAGGCAUAAGUUUAGCGAACUUUAUGUGCCCAUAGUCUGUGCCUUUUAUCUACACAAUGGUAAUGUGGUUUGCUAAAUGAAUAAACCUGUGAUGAUUCAA